AUGCUAUGUGGGAGCUUUAGAGAGGCUGCUGAAAGGUUGGGACUCAUCGAGGCAGACAACACGCUCGACGACUGUCUUACUGAGGCUGAGCAGUGGGCGAUGCCAUGUUCUCUUAGGAGGCUCUUCGCAACCAUCUUGGUGCACUGCGAGCCAGGCGACGUGCGUGGUUUAUGGGAUAGGCACCUCGAGCCUAUGUCAGAUGACUAUCGUCGAUCACGCACGUCCCCUGACGAGGUGGAGCAGAUAGUGUUGCUAGACAUUAGGGGUAUGUUGCAGUCCAUGGGUAAAGAUAUUGUUGAUUUCGCUCUUCCGACCAUAGAUGAUGCGUUUGACCCAACCGAGGGCGAGGCAAGAGAGGUCAUCGAGGAAACAACCGUUGAGUUUGACAUGGAUGACACUAAGUUGGUAUCUUCGCUGAACUUGGAACAAAGGGCCGCAUACGACGAGAUACUAACGACUGUUGAACGCGGUGAUGGGGGUGUAUUCUUUGUUGAUGGCCCUGGAGGUACAGGGAAGACCUUCCUAUAUAGGGCGAUGCUUGCCAAGGUGAGGAGCCAAGGCAAGAUUGGUAUCGCUACCGCGACGUCCGGCGUCGCCGCUUCUAUCAUGCCUGGCGGCAGGACUGCCCACUCGAGGUUCAAGAUCCCAUUGAGUUGCGAUGAUGGAGCCUCGUGCAGCUUCACCAAGCAGAGUGGGACCACCAAGCUCCUAAGGAUGGCCUUGUUGAUAAUAUGGGCCGAGGCCAGCAUGACUAAGCGACAAGCGGUAGAGGCAUUGGACAACAGCAUGCGCGACAUCAUGGGAAUACGUGACCGACCCUUUGGAGGAAAGACUGUUGUGUUUGCAGAUUACUUGCUAAGGGUCGGCAAUGGCACUGAGGAUGUAGACGAUCAAGGCAACAUACUACUCCCUGAAGAUAUUUGUCUGCCGUCUACAGGCGAGGUUGACGACCUGGAGAAACUUAUUGACCACGUGUUUCCGAGUCUAGAUGACAACAUGUCUGAUUCCAAUUACAUGACAUCUCGAGCAAUCCUUUCCAUGACAAACGACAAUGUCGACAAGAUAAACAUCCGCAUGAUAGACCGUUUUCAUGGAGAUGAAGUAAUCUACCAUAGCUUUGACAUUGCAGAGGACGACCCAUAUGGCUACUACGCUCAGGAGUUUCUUAAUGGAUUGACUCCUAAUGGUCUUCCUCCGCAUGCACUCAAGCUAAAGCUGAACUGCCCUGUCAUACUUCUAAGGAACAUUGAUCCAGCUAAUGGACUGUGUAACGGCAGUAGGCUUGUUGUAAGAGGUUUUGAGAGGAACACCAUUGAUGCAGAAAUCAUGAUUGGUCAACAUGCUGGCAGGAGGGUCUUCCUUCCUCGAAUACCUCUCUGCCCAUCUGAAAACGACAUGUUUCCGUUCAAGUUUAAGAGAAAGCAAUUUCCUAUAAGGCUUAGCUUUGCUAUGACCAUUAACAAGGCUCAAGGGCAGACCAUACCGAUAGUUGGUGUCUACCUACCCAAUCCCGUGUUCUCUCAUGGUCAGCUCUAUGUUGCUUUGUCUCGAGCCACCGCGAAGAGAAACAUAAAGAUACUCAUUCAGAAGGAGAAGCCGAAGGAGAAGGCCAACAAGCUAAAGGACAAUCCAAAGAAGCGAAAAAGACCGACUGUGUCCUUACUGACCUCGAUGAAGAACAUCGUCUACAAGGAAGUCCUUACAGGCUGA
Messenger RNA from Aegilops tauschii subsp. strangulata, 1710 nucleotides. RefSeq lists its product as uncharacterized. NCBI's taxonomy places the organism in Eukaryota, Viridiplantae, Streptophyta, Magnoliopsida, Poales, Poaceae. Gene Ontology annotation, molecular function: DNA helicase activity. Gene Ontology annotation, biological process: DNA repair; telomere maintenance. The record is from RefSeq and is a predicted model, not a curated record.